UUUCAUUCUUCCCUGCAGAGUUCUUAACUCCUAGCAGCCAAUUACCGCCAUAGUAUAUUGUGAUUCUGAGAAAAUUGAUCUGAACCGGGAUCCGGCAUUCCUCUGGAACGAAUAACCCACCGGCAUUAUCAGAUCCUAACCAGUCGUUCUAAGCGAAUGGAGACCCUAAACCCGCCGGAUAAUGCUUUACCUUCAACUACACGCUUCAUUGAGCAUUUGAUCUCGCAGCUCUCGGAACGUACCGCUAACCCAGAAGAUGAGGUCAACCCUGAACGCCAGCGUCCGUUCUCCGCCUUCUCAGCAGGCCACGCAGCAAACGUGAAACAACUGAUGCUGACUCUCCACUGUUUUUUCCCAAAUGAACUUCUACUUGCUCUGGAUAUACUGGACCGAGGCCUAGUUAGGCGCUUCAUGAACGAGGACUGUUGCAUUCGGAGCCCCGACACUUCCGAGCCAAUAAGCCCCAGCGAGUCAACACUGAAUGGGAGGCGUCCUCCACUCGAAGACUUGUUCUUCGUCAUUUCAAUGUCUACAGCUACCAGUCCUUCACCUGGGGAGUCUCUUCCAGUAUCUCUUCGUCCUAAUGCAGACCAAAAAGGCUACGAAGUUCGACUACAAGCGUGGAAUUGCACCUGCCCAACAUUCACGUUUGCCGCAUUCCGCGACCUAGGUCCAAAGUUGGCCGGGGAUGAUCCUCCUAGUGGUGAUAUCUCGCAAUCCCACCAUGUGCCCGGCAUGCAUUAUUACCCUUUCGGCGGAAGCUUGACUCGGCGGUCCGUGAGGUGGUCGUAUCCAGUAUGCAAGCAUCUCCUUGCUUGUGUAUUAGCGGUGCGCUGUCCCGCACUCAGUGGGCCCUCUGCAGACGAUCACGAUCGAAUCGUCAUCGGUGCACAGGAGCUGGGAGGUUGGUGUGCUGGUUGGGGCGGAUGAUCAGCUAGGUCGCAUGCAUGAUAGCAAUCCUCAUGACAUACUGGCCCACCGCCUAUCCUCGGUCACUGCGCUAUAUAUUUACAUCUUGUUCCGCGAGAGCCGUGUACAUACCAGGUGGACAUAGACUCGCCGAAUAGUCUAUAUAGAUGAUGUUCGGCAGACGAAUGCAAUGCUAUGCCGUGGAGUUAUGGGAUAUUGGACAGCAUAAAAUUUGGGGUCGAUCUCGUGCAGAGAGGACCUGGCCUGCUGCUCAGCCGUCUACGUAUACAAACCGACCUCAAGCUCACUUUUGGUGGCUG
Messenger RNA from Aspergillus pseudotamarii, 1229 nucleotides. RefSeq lists its product as uncharacterized. NCBI's taxonomy places the organism in Eukaryota, Fungi, Ascomycota, Eurotiomycetes, Eurotiales, Aspergillaceae. The record is from RefSeq and is a predicted model, not a curated record. The transcript has a single exon. The coding region runs from base 157 to 930 and encodes 257 amino acids. Gene Ontology annotation, molecular function: zinc ion binding.